AUGUACGCCCCUGUUGGCGAGGGCCCCAGCAACCAUCGACCAUCCCUGGUCAGUCCAUGGUGGCUUCACCCGCCAGCUGGACGAACAGUUGGGCACGAGCGCGAUCAAGAAGGUAAAUACGCACUGGAAGGUGGCAGCGAGAGGGGUGGUGAAGGUCACGGAGUUGAAUCUAAGGGUGGCAUCAUGGACUCUGAUCAGCAACAGUUCUGCCUCAAGUGGAACAGUUUCGGCACGAAUCUAUUAACGGCGUCCUUGAACUUAUUCAAAAACGAGAGUCUCACCGAUGUCACCCUGUUCUGCGAGGGAGUUACGUUCAAGGCACACAGAUUAAUCCUCGCAGCAUGCAGCAAGCACUUUCAGGAGCUGUUCGAAGGAAUGCCGCCUUCUCCCGCGGGACUGAUCGUUAUUCUCGACGGGACGAGCGCCCACGAUAUGGAGUCCCUACUCGAAUUCAUGUACCGUGGCGAGGUACACGUGUCCCAGGAAUCCCUUACCUCCUUCUUCAAGGCAGCUGAAUGCCUUCAAGUUAAGGGUCUGUCGAUCGAGCAGGAGAAGCUGGCGGUAGCGCAGACGCACGCCGUGGAAAACAACAAUGCCUCCGCGGAUGUAGGAGGCGGCAGUGGCAACGGGGUUGGUGAUGGCGGCGGCAGCGGCGGUGGCGGUGGCGGUGGCGGUGGCGGUUGCGGCGGCGGCGGUGGUGGAGGCGGAGGCGGAGGCGGUGGUAGCGUCGGGGGUAACGUCGCCAGUGGCAUCGGCGGUGCCAUCGGCAGAAUCGGCAACGGGGGUGGCAGCGGCGGUGGCAACGGCGGAAGCGUAGGCGGAGGCGGUGGCGGCGGCGUCGGCGAAGUGAGCGACUUGAGCGAGGCGGGCGAAGCCACGAUGGUCAGGAACAUCAUGAAGAGGACCCCGACACCGGCACCGUCGCCCGCCCCGGCGCACACCGUGCCCAACUUGUACUCCACUCCUCACUACUACGAGAGCCCGCUGAAAAGGCUGAAGAGAUCGCCGAACAACGUCGAUAUGCUGGGACGAGCGAGCGUGUUGCGCGACGGCGCCGACUUCCGGCCCAAGUCCGCCCCGGACACGCUCUUGCUGGAGAGUCACUUGUACACGUCGUAUCCUUUUUCCUCGGAGACGCCCGCGCACCCACACACCGCGCCUCACACGCCCACGGAACUGGAGCAGAAGCUGGAGCGAGCGCGGUCCGAGGAGCGCAACAACUGUGAUCACCGAGAGAGCGUUGCCGAAGAUCUCCGGAUAAAGCAGGAGCCGGUGGCGAUGAGCGAUCAAGAGAGGGCGGACAAUCUGGCGGAGAGACUGUCCGGCGAGGCUUACACCGGCCGGGGGUACGACGGCAGCUCGUACAGCCAGAACUCGGACCAUCUGUUACAAGGAAGCCCGCAGCUGGGCCCGGCGGUGGUGACGAUGCCGCCAGCUCAUCCACCGACUCCCGACCUGAGUCCCGCGCCCACCACUCCCGCCGUCUGGAAGACGAGGGGCGGCACUGUCUCCACUCCUCACGGUCAGAAGAUGAAGUGCCCCUACUGCGAAAGACUGUACGGCUACGAGACGAACUUGCGUGCCCACAUACGACAACGUCACCAGGGCAUCAGGGUGCAUUGUCCGCAUUGUACACGCACCUUCACCAGGAAUAACACCGUAAGACGGCACAUCGCGCGAGAGCACAAGGACGAGGCGAAGACGGCCUUCAACCUGAAGGCAUUUCAGCAGUCCAAUCAUUCGCUCUCGGACAUUGUGCCGCAGUAACAACGUCUUCGGCGUCGCUGUCGUCUUCGUCGCCACCGCGGCCGUCGGUUGGUGCGUGCUACCGCCGGCCACCAGCGACAAACCCGUGUGUGAACAGCCGUGAGAGCUGUCCAGCGGGACCACCGGUCCACGGACAGUGCGAACGAGACGAGACGAGACGAGAGAGGAGAGGAGAGGCUGCAGUAGGUACCUUCGUUUCCCCUUUGUCGUCGUCAGCGAACGCCGUCCCGGUCCCUCGUCGUGAGGACGAGGGCUCUCUCCGUGCGCUCCCGUCGAUGUUGAAUGUCUCGCGCCACGAAGGAGGACGUUUGCCAAGAUCAACGGACGAGAUGGCUAGGAUUAGAUUAAUAGAGGAGGCGCAGAGGCGCGAGAAACGAGCGCGGAGCACAAUGCGCACAGAGCAGCGCCUCUCGGACACACGCUCGCGAAAAGACAACGCUACGAACCACAAAACUAGUCAAUGAAAGUGCAACGGUCAUGUAAGGUUUAUUAACUAGAGCUUUUUAACGGGCGACAGAGAGAGAGAGAGAGAGAGAGAGAGAGAAAG
This is a messenger RNA of Harpegnathos saltator (Jerdon's jumping ant), 2314 nucleotides long. RefSeq names its product Chronologically inappropriate morphogenesis (gene chinmo). Lineage: Eukaryota; Metazoa; Arthropoda; Insecta; Hymenoptera; Formicidae. The coding region runs from base 1 to 1767 and encodes 588 amino acids. The transcript is spliced from 7 exons. Gene Ontology annotation, biological process: regulation of transcription by RNA polymerase II. The record is from RefSeq and is a predicted model, not a curated record. Gene Ontology annotation, cellular component: nucleus. Gene Ontology annotation, molecular function: protein binding.